Messenger RNA from Heterobasidion irregulare TC 32-1, 378 nucleotides. RefSeq lists its product as uncharacterized. The transcript is spliced from 2 exons. NCBI's taxonomy places the organism in Eukaryota, Fungi, Basidiomycota, Agaricomycetes, Russulales, Bondarzewiaceae. Bases 1 to 378 code for a protein of 125 amino acids. The record is from RefSeq and is a predicted model, not a curated record.
AUGCCAAGCGUGGCACAAGUGUUCACCCUGUUCAAUACCACUUCAUACACACUCAUUCCUAUCUACCCUUCCCCCCUCUACGAUCUAACUCAUUACCUAAACCCCAACCUCGUAGGGGCACUCUACCAUAUCACAUUCACCAACAAUGAAGCCCCGAUCAUGCUGGAACAGGACGGACUAGACAAUCUAACAAACUUCUUUUUCUAUUUACAGCAGAUCGUGAUGACUCCUGUCACCAACUAUAGAAACAAGGGGCUGCUCAACCUCCCAGCCCUUAGGAGUGACAUGAUCAGCUACCGCCCUAACGGGUACAGCUCUCUUAGUAUGAAUCUCCUCCUUCGUCACUCCCCGACUAAGUGGAUCAACACACUAAAAUGA